AUCCAAUCAGACGAGAUGUCUGGUGAGUGACAGCUGGGAAGUGGGCGGGGAAUUCCGGGUCCGUUCCGGUGUCCGGUGGCGGGAGUUGGAGCUAUGGCUGCAGAGACCGCUAAGGCGCAAAAUGCUCGAGCUGGGGGCGACACCAUCUUUGGUAAAAUCAUCCGCAAAGAAAUCCCGUGCGACCUCCUGUAUGAAGACGAUAAGUGUAUCGCUUUUCAUGAUAUUCAACCACAAGCUCCAACACACUUCCUAGUGGUCCCCAAGAAGCCUAUUGCCCAACUGUCUAAAGCAGAAGACUCUGAUGCAGAGCUUCUUGGACACCUGAUGAUCGUUGGUAAAAAAUGUGCAUUGAAGUUGGGCUUAACAAAUGGCUACAGGCUCAUUCUGAACGAAGGCCAAGACGGUGGACAGUCUGUCUAUCACAUUCACCUCCACGUAUGUGGUGGGCGUCAAAUGCUUUGGCCACCAGGUUAAUUGCUACUUGAAUGUUACUUGACCUCAAAAAAAUUAUGAAGUCUCCUAAAUAAAGAACAUGUUGCAUGCAGAAUAUGGUGUGCCAAUCUCAAAACACCAUCACUGUUUUCUUUUCAUGUUUCAGUUGCUGUUAAGGUUACACAAUAAAUUUAGUUCAUAAGGAAUUUGCUGUGCAAAUACUCCUUAUUAAAAUGAUAAUGCUCUGCAGAAAAUUUUGUGGCUCCCUGCCCCAACCAAGAUUCCCCUUGAAGCACUUACUUAUGCUAGGGAUCAUUCCUGCAGCUGUCUGGCAAUGUACAGCACACUGGCCAAUGUUAACAGUCAGGAGCUACUUCCUGAUGGCUUUCCCGUCUGGGAAAGGGAAUCGAUCCCUAUGAGUAUGUAGUUGACUGACGAUACCCUAAUGUGGUGUUGUUUGAACCUAUAUUGAGGUUUAUGACUUAAGUCAUCAUACAUAUAACAUUGGUGUGUUGCCAAGAGGCAGUUUACAACAACAGAAGACAAAGAAGUUGACACUUUCAGAAGCUUGUAACUUUUUCUGAGGGCCAUAAAAAUACCUUUCUUUAGCCACUAGUCAAACUUUUCUCAAUAAGUCCUAGGAUACUAUUUAACCCAUCACUGUCCAGUUCAGAACUGGACACGACUGUUAUAUUCUUCCAUGCAGGCGCUUAAGUGUUCAAGAGGCUGGGCCCCUUGGUGGUGUUGGGUCUAAGGAACAAGCUCUUGUGAGACUUGGACAGUCUUUAGGAGUGCAACCUCCUCAGUAAAUUCUUUUAUAUUGAGAUUGCCAGUAUGGUCCAGAUUAAGAUCAUAUUCAGGGAUGUGGAUUGCAGCUGCAUGAAGCGGGGAGAAGACAGAGAGCAUGUUAACAUUGUGCUCUCACUUACCCUGAAGAGGAUAAAUGUGAUCUUUAACUUGAUUCAUGAGAAAUUGAUUUCUGUAAAACUAAAGAAUUCUCUGAAUAUCAGUGCUGAAUACCAAUAAUUUAGUUUCAAAGCUAUCCCUCAUUAUAUGACUAAAUUUUCAAUUUCUGCUCUCCUUUCUAUCCUCUAUAUUCUUUUGACCUCUACUGUCGUACUAUUAUCUAGUGGCUAUUUUUCUUUUAAAAACACAAGUCUCACUGCCAAACAAGUUGUGGUUUUAGUGUACAUUGAAAUCCUACUCUUGGUUCUUGGCACUUAGCUACAAAAUUAAAAUGCAAUUUUGUUUUAACGAAGGAAUCCAUUGAUUGUUCCUGUUGGUGGAAAACACAACCUAAACCCACCUUUCUUCCCCAUUCCUUUCAAGCCAGUAGCCAGGGAAGAAUGAGGAACAAAAUUUAUUUUAAUGAAUCAAUCUAGCAAAUUAAGUAGACGUCUUGGUUAUUUAAGAGCCUAAAGUUUUGUUUUAAGCCUAACCAAUGCUGAAAACUUUGUGUUCCACCUGCUCCUGCUGAAAACUUACAUAAAAAACAAUUUUAAAACCUAAGCAUCUUUUAGCCUUAAUUCCUGUUCUCAGCUGGUUUGGAUGGGCUGGGAAGCAGCCAGCGCUUCCUCACUCAGGCCAUACAGUUCGCAGUUGAUUAAUCUAUGUAUACCCUUCAGUUGUGAUGAUCAACAAUGGUGAUCUCUCCUUGGGUGUAAAGCUUUCUUAGAUGACCUGUAGGUCACCUGGUUGUUAACUGGCAUAUUAAUAUGUCAAGCUCAAGUGUUUAAUUACCAUUACAAUAAUUUAUUCAUUAAAAAUAAACAACCAGAGAAUUCUUGGCCAAGGAAAAUUGCUUAUAUAGGCAAUUACUUCAAGGCAAACCUAAUUGGUUUGUGGCAAUAUAUUAAUAUUUACAAUCCCAUGAGCAAGUAAGUUCCCCAUAUAAAGUACCAAGAUAUUUGUGCCAACAACUGUAUGUGUCAUAUGUGAAUAAUAGUAAAAUAAUUAGCUGAUUGUUGUGCAUUGAAUUGUAAUGUCACUGAAAUCCAUGAUAUUAAGCCUACAUUUCUUCUAUACAGAGUUCUGACUAGCUUUGAUGCUCAAAUGCCCAAAUUGAAAACCAAGUUUACAAUAAAAAAUAAUCAUUGA
Messenger RNA from Carcharodon carcharias (great white shark), 2529 nucleotides. It is a transcript of the gene hint1, whose product is annotated as histidine triad nucleotide binding protein 1. The transcript is spliced from 3 exons. Gene Ontology annotation, molecular function: hydrolase activity. Gene Ontology annotation, biological process: purine ribonucleotide catabolic process. Lineage: Eukaryota; Metazoa; Chordata; Chondrichthyes; Lamniformes; Lamnidae. Gene Ontology annotation, cellular component: nucleus; cytoplasm. The record is from RefSeq and is a predicted model, not a curated record. Bases 94 to 474 code for a protein of 126 amino acids.